Miscanthus lutarioriparius is the source of this 993-nucleotide messenger RNA. The record is from the annotation of a GenBank genome assembly. Lineage: Eukaryota; Viridiplantae; Streptophyta; Magnoliopsida; Poales; Poaceae.
AUGAUCCAGGCGGUGAUGGUGAUCAGCACCCAGGCGAAGCCCCGCCUCCUCAAGUUCUACAAUUUCCAGGCACCCGAGAAGCAUCAGGACCUCGUCCACAGUGUAUUCCAGUUACUCUCUGCAAGGCCCGACAGCGUGAGCAAUUUUGUCAAGGUGGACUCCGUCUUUGGCCCGGGAACAAAAAUGGUCUACAAGCAUUUGGCCACACUAUACUUCGUUUUUGUCUUUGAUAGCUCUGAGAAUGAGCUUGCCAUGCUCGAUCUCGUACAAGUUUUUGUUGAAACAUUGGACAGAUGCUUCAAGAAUGUAUGCGAGCUUGACGUUGUAUUUAACUUCAACAAGCUGCACACGAUUUUGGAUGAGAUGAUACUGGGGGGACAGCGGCCGCCGACGGCAAGUGAGGUGGUGGAGUGGCUCAAGGAUGAUGGUGACUUCGAUGCUCUCCGCCGUGCCAUCGUUCGGAAGGUCAAGGACAACGAGGUACUACGGAACAAAAUCAUCUCUGAGGUAAAGCAGUCAGUGGUUCUACAUGAAGAUGGAUCUGAGAGGAUGAAAUUGAAAGACCUAUCUGAUGCAAAUUUUCAAGAUAUUGGGAGCAAAAUAAUGGGUCAAAUCUCAGAUGAGGUAUGGAAUGUCAUCCAUUCAAAUGAAACUGAUAUACAGGGAACUGUGAAAGCCGUCUACAAUAGGAUACUGAACCCUGAAAAGGUCCCUGAGCCUUCUUCCAAGAAGCUGAAGCGGAAAUGCAAAGAGGAAGAAGUUUUGCCAACAAAAACAGCAACUACCGUUGCACUCGAGGCGGAAGAUGAUGAUCCGGAGGAACCACCGGGAUUUGGUUUCAGCAAUACUCAGCAUAAUGAUAUAGGAGCAACAAAGCCACCGAUGAAUUUGGAAAAUGGUAAUGAAGCGAAGCCAAAUGGAGGUGAGCCAGCUGCUAUCAGCAAUCCAGGGGAUGAGGAGGAGGAUCCUGAAGUGCCCCCUGGAUUUGGUUAA